CCUCAUCGGACCAUACGCAACGAACAGGGGUAGCCGACGAGAGACAUCGCCGCCAUGGCGUCACGAUUCAUCGCCCGAUCCAAAACCCUAGCCCUCGCCCUCUCCCGACCGGACGCGGCGCCAGCCCCCCUGGCCGGGUCCCGCGCGCUCUCCUCCAUCCCGCGCCACCCCGCCGCCCCGUCCCCUGCGGCUGGAUCCCCUCGCCGCCCCGGCAUGGUUUUGGGAUAUGAGCCAACAUCACACCUCAGCGGCACACAGUUUUUACCGCGUUGGUUUUCUACUGUAGCAUCCAAUGGAUCUCCCAUGCAGAAGACACAGGUCUUGGAUGAACUGAAAGCGAGUGAAGGAGCUUUCCCUAAAGUUGUGGCAUUCAGCCCACUGGAAGCAACUAUUGCUAAACCUAGGAGCAGUCCAUUGGCAAGUGAAAGCUCUAAAGUCAGUCGAUCAGAGAUAGCAACACAAGUUACUUUCUACAUGAUCCCAGCUCUGCUUCUUGCCUCAAAAAACAGCAUAAGCACAUCUCUUAUGGUUGCUGCGGUAUACCAUCAGAUUUACAUGUUCAACAAGGAGAUCUUUCUGGACUAUGUGCACCACGAUAUCACCAGGAAGUGGGCUUUGAUAUACUUCAAGCUGCUUUUGCUGGUCAUGGCAAAGGACACCGUCGUGUACUUCAAUCUGUUCUGAGUUCACCAUGUUAGUUUCUCAAGUGAUGAUCUAUGCACUCAUUUGUAAACUGAAGAAAAUAAUGAUCAUGGAUGCAUGCUAGGGCGAUGGUUCUAUUCCCCGCAUGAACACUCCCUGUACCUACAUUUACCACUCCCGACUUUUCUCAUAUUGUUUUUGGUUAUGCACUUGUUAGUAACGGAUGAGGUUAUUAGUUUCUGCAAAGAAAUAACCGUGACACAUAAAUGGGUGACUGCAUUCUUUUUUUUGUAAUAAUAGAACAUAUAUUUGGUA
Molecule: messenger RNA, 957 nt
Organism: Lolium perenne
Lineage: Eukaryota; Viridiplantae; Streptophyta; Magnoliopsida; Poales; Poaceae
Product: succinate dehydrogenase subunit 4, mitochondrial
Biological process (GO): mitochondrial electron transport, succinate to ubiquinone; tricarboxylic acid cycle
Cellular component (GO): mitochondrial inner membrane; respiratory chain complex II (succinate dehydrogenase)
Source: RefSeq, a predicted model, not a curated record